Molecule: messenger RNA, 2496 nt
Organism: Alligator sinensis (Chinese alligator)
Lineage: Eukaryota; Metazoa; Chordata; Crocodylia; Alligatoridae
Gene: B4GALNT1
Product: beta-1,4-N-acetyl-galactosaminyltransferase 1
Exons: 12
Coding region: 653-2218 (521 amino acids)
Biological process (GO): ganglioside biosynthetic process
Cellular component (GO): Golgi membrane
Molecular function (GO): hexosyltransferase activity
Source: RefSeq, a predicted model, not a curated record
AGCCCUGGGGCCAGCGGGGCGGGGGGGGGGCACUGCUCAGCUGCCGGCAGGGCCCAAGGCCGUGGGGCAGGAGGUCCCGAUCUUGGGCUUUGGAACAGAGCCUGGAACAGCUGGCUUGGACUUGCCCAUCCCCUGUGCAGCUGGGCUUGGCAGCGGGGCCGGGACCCACCCAGGAGCUCCUAGUACAAGCCAGUUGGCUCCAUAGCACUGGGAUGGAGGACUAGCAGCCAGGAGACACCCGCCCCCCUGCAACUCCCAGGCCAGCCCUGCUGUCCUCCAGCCCCUACCCUGGGCCCUCCAUGCCUACCCCCAUCCCGCUCUGUGGGACUCUCACAGGGCUCCCAGCAGGAAAGAUGAUGGGAACUGGGAGGCGUUUCCCUCCCACCCACACCCUACCAGUCCUCAUGGGACAGAGCCCUUGGGAGCCAGAAGCAACCGUCCUGGCGCCAAGCGCAUAUCAGAGCCCGAGGUGGGUCUGUUGAACUCUGCAGAAAACAUGUGUAGGCAAGGGCAGUGCCCACAGGUUGGGUAAGAGCAGCACUCCCCAUUGGACCCGCCUACCCCACCCCUGACUCAUCCGCAUUGUGCUCACCACACACAAGCUUCCCAAGGUCUCCCACUGGGCUAAGCAGGGAUCAGAGGCCGCAGCAGGAUGCGGGCAGUGCAGAAGUCGAUGUGCGUGCUGCUGGUGGCCGCGGCCUCGCUGGCCGCCCUGUACCUGCACAUCUGGACCCCUAAGGGCCCCGGGGCCGUGGACCUGCGCCGACGCCCCCUCGAGCCCCCGCCGGCACUCCCGGGCCCCUCCCAGCAGUAUGCCCAUAUUGCCUUCCACCUCAAGCAAGACGUCCUCGAGCAGCUGCCGCGGAACAGCUGCUCAUGCGCACCGGGCCCGGGGCUGCGCCUGUUUGGGCCAAGCUACACGCUGGACUUCACCACUGCCUUCGGCCCCUCCGAGCUGCCGGGUGUGCAUGGCCAGCGCGAGCGCCAGUACCAGAGCGACCAGCUGCGGGCCCAGUCUCCAGCCAACCAGCUCCUCAUCGUCCGUGCCAACUCCCCGCUCGAGUACCCAGCACAGGGGGUUGAGGUGCGGCCUCUCCACACCAUCCUCAUCCCAGGGCUCAGUCUGCAGGCGACCGGCAGGAAGCUGUACCAGGUGAACCUGACGGCCUCCAUGGGCACCUUCAACAUGGCAGCCACGGUGGAGGCCGUGGCAGUGCAGGGUGAGGGCGAGCACAGCCUCUCACUGGCAGGCACCCGCCUGGCCCACCUCAACCGCCAGCUGCAGUUCAUCACCUACACCAACACCCUCUACCACCCCAACACGGCCGACACAGUGCAGUUUGCCACCGACGGGCACCAGGCCACGUUCUCCAUCCGGAUACACCACACGCCCACCCCAAAGCUGUAUGACCCCGGCUACCCAGCCGACGGGGAGGACUACAACAUCAGCGCGCUGGUGACAGUGGCCACCAAGACUUUCCUGCGCUACGACAAGCUGCGGGCGCUGAUCGCCAGCGUGCGGCGCUUCUACCCCAGCAUCACCAUCGUGGUGGCAGAUGACAGCCCCCAGCCCGAGCGGCUGGUCGGCCCCCAGCUCGAGCACUACCUCAUGCCCUUCGGCAAGGGCUGGUUUGCGGGCAGGAACUUGGCCAUCUCGCAGGUGGCCACCAAGUACGUGCUGUGGGUGGACGACGACUUCAUCUUCACGCCCCGCACGCGGCUGGAGAAGCUGGUGGACGUGCUGGAGAAGACCAGCCUGGACCUGGUGGGGGGUGCAGUGCGGGAGAUCACGGGCUACUCCGCCACGUAUCGGCACAAGAUCAGCGUAGAGCCGGGGGGACCCGAGGGCGACUGCCUGCGGGUGGUGCCGGGCUGGCACCACCCCAUCGCCGGCUUCCCCGGCUGCGUCGUGGCUGACGGCGUCAUCAACUUCUUCCUGGCGCGGACCGACAAGGUGCGGCAAGUCGGCUUCGACCCGCGCCUCAGCCGCGUCGCCCACAUCGAGUUCUUCAUCGACGGGCUGGGCACGCUGCACGUGGGCUCAUGCGAGGACGUGGUGGUGGACCAUGCCUCCAAGCUGCGGCUGCCCUGGCGCCAGACGGAGAGCGAGCGGCAGUACGCCCGCUUCCGCUACCCACCGCCCGCCGACAGCAGCAUCAACACCAAGCACGGCCUCUUCUACUUCAAGAACCGCUUCAAGUGCAUGGCGGGCAACUAGCCGCCCGGACGCCUGGGUCCCCUCCCUGUGGCGGGGCAGGCCCGCUCCCCGGAUGCCUGGGUCUUCUCUCUGGAGAGACGGGGCGUAAUGCUGCUGUGGCUUCUUACCUGUUUUGUACCACCCGGGGGCAUGGGCCUGCUGCCCCCUGCCCGCACUAAGGUGAGAGGGAGGAAACCCCAGUCCACUUUUCCCAGAGGCCUGGGGGGCGCUGGGCUGCCCGGAGCAGAGGCGGACCCAGGUGUCCGAGCCCUCCCCCCCCCCGUGCCCUGCAUACAGGA